Molecule: messenger RNA, 1259 nt
Organism: Topomyia yanbarensis
Lineage: Eukaryota; Metazoa; Arthropoda; Insecta; Diptera; Culicidae
Product: cathepsin O-like
Exons: 3
Coding region: 100-1230 (376 amino acids)
Cellular component (GO): lysosome
Molecular function (GO): cysteine-type endopeptidase activity
Source: RefSeq, a predicted model, not a curated record
UCUUGUGCGAUGCGAUCAAUAGAACUGUUUCCGAAUCUGCUGGGUGGUUUUUUUGUGUUGUAAAUCGCGUAUCUUCUGAAUUCAAGCAGUGCCUUCGAAAUGUCUGAAGUGAUUGAAAUGAUAUUGAUUCUAAUUAUCGUUACAUUGUGCUUCCUGAUGAUUCCAUUCAACCUACAACCGAACGCCGUAAUCGAAGCACGUAGAAAGUUUGAAAUCUUUAUUCGACUGUACGACAAACCUUAUCGGUACAACGUGCGUGAGUAUGAGCAUCGAUUCCAAAUAUUCCGCUCGUCGUUAAACAAGAUAGCAUCGUUGAAUGUUCACCGCAUGGAGAACGAUACCGCCAUUUAUGGCAUCACGGAGUAUGCUGAUUUAACAGAUCAUGAAUUCCUGCAGCUUAAUCUAGCCGAUUUAAAGCAGGUGAUGGUUUCCGGGCAGAUUGCGCAGGAGAGAGGAAGCCCACUGGACAAAUUCGUUAUUGAAUCGAAGAGUGCCGAAAUGAAAGAUGCCAUCAUAUUUUCACGAGCCAAGCGAUCACUUUUCAUUCCAGAUUAUCUGCCAAAGGUCGUAGAUUGGCGAGAGAAAAAUGUUGUUCCGACGGUAAAAUCGCAAGGAAAUUGUGGCGCCUGUUGGGCUAUCAGCGUUGUGGACACCAUUUCAUCACUAUCGGCCAUCAAGCAGAAGCAAUCCAAUGUAACCGAUUUGUGCAUCGAGAAGGUAAUCAAUUGCGCUGGGAAUGGCAAUUUUGGAUGCGAUGGUGGUGACACAUGUCGUUUGCUGGAAUGGUUGCAAGACGAGAGAAUUGAAUUGAGCACAUUAAGCGAUUGUCUGAGCAUUCAAUCGCACAAAAACGGCUCCGACUGUGAGUUUCAGAAAGCAGGCAACCGGGAAUUCAUAUCGGUAGAGAGGUUUUCUUGUGUCAGCUUAGUCGACCGGGAACACUUGAUGCUGCGAUAUCUGGCCACACGUGGCCCGAUAGUGGCGGCGGUAAAUGCUAUUUCAUGGCAAUACUACCUGGGAGGCGUCGUGCAGUACCACUGCGAGAGCCGUUACGAUGAUCUCAACCAUGCCGUGGAAAUUGUCGGCUACAAUCUGGAAAACAGCAUACCGUACUAUUGGGUGAAAAACUCGUGGGGAACGGCAUUUGGUGACCAUGGUUACAUCAAGAUCGAGAUCGGUAAGAAUUUGUGCGGUAUAGCGAACAGGGUUUCUUUCAUCGAGUUGGUAUGAAACAAAUAAAAGAUGCUAUUAUUAUUUAA